Messenger RNA from Echinops telfairi (small Madagascar hedgehog), 1065 nucleotides. RefSeq names its product general transcription factor IIH subunit 3 (gene GTF2H3). Lineage: Eukaryota; Metazoa; Chordata; Mammalia; Afrosoricida; Tenrecidae. Gene Ontology annotation, biological process: regulation of DNA-templated transcription; nucleotide-excision repair. The record is from RefSeq and is a predicted model, not a curated record. Gene Ontology annotation, cellular component: transcription factor TFIIH holo complex; transcription factor TFIIH core complex. The transcript has 7 exons.
CUUGUUUGCUGCUGGCAUUGCGUGGGAGUGCUGGAGCCGCCAUGGUCUCAGAUGAAGAUGAAGUGAACCUUCUCGUCAUCGUAGUUGAUACCAACCCCAUCUGGUGGGGAAAGCAAGCAUUAAAAGGAUCUCAGACACUGACAGCCAGCGGAGGCCUGGCCAGAGUGGGUGGUGAGGGCGCAGGAGGCGCUGCCGGGGCUGACCUCGAUGGCCUUUUGCAGGUGAUUAAGGCUGCAGAAGACAGCGCGCUGCAGUACAUGAACUUCAUGAACGUCAUUUUCGCGGCUCAGAAGCAGAAUAUUCUGAUCGAUGCCUGCGUUUUGGACUCGGAUUCAGGACUCCUCCAACAGGUAUGAGGCUACCUCCUUUUAGCAGGUGUGGAAGUAAACCUGCCUUGCCCCUUCCCACAGUGGGUUUUCCUUCCGGAUCAAGACCAGCGCUCUCAGUUGAUCCUCCCACCCCCGAUUCAUGUGGACUACCGGGCAGCCUGCUUCUGCCACCGCACCCUCAUUGAGAUCGGCUAUGUGUGCUCCGUGUGCCUGUCCAUCUUCUGCAACUUCAGCCCCAUCUGCACCACGUGCGAGACGGCCUUCAAGAUCUCUCUGCCGCCCGUGCUGAAGGCCAAAAAGAAGAAGCUCAAGGUGUCGGCCUGAGGAGAAAGCCAUCUCCCUACCUCUCUGCACCCAGGGGUUGGAAUUUUGGGGCGGGCCCUUUGUUGGGAAGGAUCUGGAAAAUUACGCUCCUCCCCCUGCACCCCCCCCCCUCGGGUCUUUGUGAACUCUCUUCUGGCUGGUGUUUGUUCUGGAAGGGGAGCAAGAACAAAUGUGUAAGUCGUUGGUGAAAGGAAUGAUCGUUCAUCAGAGUUGGCGGUUAGGAUGGAUUGCAGGCUGGGAGCAGAUAGGCCAAGUCCAGAGCCUUGCUGUGAUAUGUACACUGUGUGACAUUUGAACCCUGUUUGUGGGGGAAUGGACACACGGUCUCUUAUGGACUCAUGUCAUUCAUGGAAGUGACACUUCAACAGUUAACCUCAGCAGCUGUCAUGUCAGUAAAAGCCUUCCUGUCUCA